Messenger RNA from Trichoderma citrinoviride, 987 nucleotides. Its product is annotated as mitochondrial carrier. Gene Ontology annotation, molecular function: L-ornithine transmembrane transporter activity. Gene Ontology annotation, biological process: mitochondrial L-ornithine transmembrane transport. Bases 1 to 987 code for a protein of 328 amino acids. The record is from RefSeq and is a predicted model, not a curated record. Lineage: Eukaryota; Fungi; Ascomycota; Sordariomycetes; Hypocreales; Hypocreaceae. The transcript has 2 exons.
AUGACCACCUCGGUUGCCGCCCAGCCUGAGUUGGCAUUCCGAGGCAAAAGCCGAACGGCCACUAUGGAUGCCGUGGAAGAUGUCAUCUACGGAUCGGUCGCCGGUAUUGCGGGCAAGUACAUCGAAUAUCCCUUCGACACCGUCAAAGUCCGACUCCAGAGCCAGCCCGACCACCUGCCGCUGAGGUACACUGGCCCCUUGGACUGCUUCCGACAAUCUAUAAAAUCCGACGGCCUGCGUGGUCUAUACAGAGGAAUCAGCGCUCCCUUGUUUGGCGCUGCUGCAGAAACUAGCAGCCUCUUUCUGUUUGAGAGCGUGGGGCGAGAGCUUCUCUACCAGAUCAAGUUGGCUCCUCGGGACAAUGAGCUGACGUUGCCCUUGCUGUGGCUGACUGGUGCCAUAUCUGGUGUCUUCACGUCCUUUGUCCUCACGCCGAUUGAGCUUGUCAAGUGCAGGAUCCAAGCGCCAGCCCUGUCUGAGGGGGCACAAGUUGCCCAACUACGGCCUCUAGCUGUAAUCCGCGAGGUAUAUCGGCACGAGGGCAUCAGAGGCUUCUGGCAUGGCCAGCUCGGCACGCUGAUCAGGGAGGCCGGUGGCUGCUCAGCCUGGUUCGGAGCCAAGGAGACGGUCACAAAGGCAUUCUACAGCUUGAGGCUGCGAUCUGCUACCUCUGAGGCGGAACAAGAGGCGAUCCGGUCGAAGCCACUUCCUCUCUGGCAGCAGGCCAUUGCCGGCGCCUCAGGAGGCGUUUCCUACAACUUCUUGUUCUUCCCUGCCGACACCAUCAAGUCUCGCAUGCAAACGUCGCCCGUGGGUGGCGCCCACCAGCGCCGAGACUUCUGGAGCGAGGGCAUGGCCAUUUGGAGGCACCAUGGCCUGCGAGGGCUGUAUCGUGGGUGUGGCAUUACCUGUGCUAGGGCGGCGCCCAGCUCUGCGUUCAUCUUCAUGGUCUAUGACGGGCUGAAGCGACACGUUCCUAUGCAAUAG